Emiliania huxleyi CCMP1516 is the source of this 1908-nucleotide messenger RNA. RefSeq lists its product as hypothetical. The transcript is spliced from 16 exons. Bases 1 to 1908 code for a protein of 635 amino acids. The record is from RefSeq and is a predicted model, not a curated record. Lineage: Eukaryota; Haptophyta; Isochrysidales; Noelaerhabdaceae.
AUGCGAAUAAGAAAUGGAGGCCUGCUGUUGUUUGAGCACCGCGAAGCCAAAGGCGCAGACAUGUAUAUAUAUGACGGCCGCAAGGAGCAGCUCAUCUCGCCCGUCAAGUCCGAAGGCAUCGUGACCGCGGUGCCACCCGGCGUCGCCGAUUACGGCGAAAUCCUCAAGCCCGGCGCCAAGGAGGAGGAGACCGCGCCCGCCACCUCCGACGGCGCGCUCGAGCAGGCCGCGAACGCGCUGGCGGCGCGCGGGGCCCACGCGCGCCCCGCCCGCUCCAAAGCGCUCGAGAGGCGCGCCAAGCUCGACCCGGUCAACGGCGCGCUCGAGAAGCUCCGCGGGUUCGUGCCGGACAAGCAGAUCUGCAAUAUUGUCUACGCUCUCACGCCCGACGAGGACGCGUCGAAGAACAUCGCUGCGCUCGUCUACAUGGUGCGCCAGUACGCGUGCGGCGUCAUCAAGGUCGCGCAGGCGAUGCUCCUCGCGAACCUCAAGGAGGAGGAGCGGCUCAAGGAGACGGACGCGGCUCCGGAGGAGUGGCUCGAGCUCGAGGAGCAGAAGAAGCGGCAGCUCGCCCUCUCCAAGCAGCACUCGUACUGGCGGAUCGUCCUGUGCUGCGGGCAGCUGGCGCUCAACAUCCUCGGCGACCGCGCCAAGGACAAGGCGGCCACCGCCGCGCUCGUCGGCGUCAAGGAGGCGCUCGAGCGGAAGGUCUGCAAGUUCAAGGCCGACGCCGAGAUGGAGUGGCUUGCGCGCAUGACCGAGACGGCCGCCGCCGCCGCCGCCGAGCAGCGCAUCAACGAGCUGCAGCAGGAGAACAACGCCCUCGCCGUCGGCGUCGCCACGUCUGCGCUCGAGCACAUCAAGGAGACUUCGGCGCGCGCCACCGAGAUGGAGGCCAAGCUCGCCGAGGAGACGUCGGCGCGCGUCAAGGCCGAGGCGACGGCCAACAAGCUCGCCUUCGGGUUCGGCGUCUUCGCCCUGCUCGCCGUCCUCGUCCUCAAGGCCUUGGAAGAACCCGCCUUGGACUCGGUGCAGGGGCCAACAAGCUCGGCCAGCUCAAAGGGCAAGCUCGACGCCUCGCUUGUGUCGUCGUUCGUCGAGGCGGUGCAGGCGCACGAGGCGCGGGAGGCGGGCCGCGUCAAGGCGACCGCCGGCGUCAUCGAGGGGCAGCACGCCGGCCUCGGCUCCUCCCUCCCCAAGCUCGCCGCCGGGCUGCAGCCCACCGACCUCGCGUCCGUCCUCGACGCCGUCAAGGUGCACUUCCGCACCGAGGCGGAGGAGCCCGACUUCGACUCGGCGCACGCCGCCGAGCACGACGCCAUCCUCGGCGUCGCCUCCGCGGUGCAGGCGCACGAGGCGCGGGAGGCGGGCCGCGUCAAGGCGACCGCCGGCGUCAUCGAGGGGCAGCACGCCGGCCUCGGCUCCUCCCUCCCCAAGCUCGCCGCCGGGCUGCAGCCCACCGACCUCGCGUCCGUCCUCGACGCCGUCAAGGUGCACUUCCGCACCGAGGCGGAGGAGCCCGACUUCGACUCGGCGCACGCCGCCGAGCACGACGCCAUCCUCGGCGUCGCCUCCGCGCCCAUCAAGCUCGCCGUCUCGGCCGAGGAGAUGGAGAAGGUCAACGCCACCAAGGUCGAGGUCCUCGCGCUCACCAACGCCCUCGAUGCGUGCGUCAACAUCGCCGGCCGCGUCUGCUUCCUCGGCCUCAAGGAUGCCUUCACCUUCAACGCCGCCGUCGAGAUGACCUUCGCGCACGAGGCUAUCGACGUCGAGGAGCACGAGGCGGACCACGAGGCGAUCGUCGAGCUCAUCGACGCCGCCCUCGCGUCGCUCGACGCCAAGCCGGCCGGCGCUAUGAAAGCGAUCCAGAGCGCCCUCGUGGCGCACUACGCCUUCGUGUCGGAGUAA